Messenger RNA from Plasmodium reichenowi, 1458 nucleotides. RefSeq lists its product as hypothetical. The annotation marks the transcript as partial. NCBI's taxonomy places the organism in Eukaryota, Apicomplexa, Aconoidasida, Haemosporida, Plasmodiidae. The record is from RefSeq and is a predicted model, not a curated record. The transcript is spliced from 3 exons.
AUUGAAGAAAUAGAGAGUAAUAUGAAAAAAUUUGAUAUAGGAUUGUUGGAAAUUUAUAAAGAAUUAAAAUUAUCAGAUCGUAGAUUUAAAGAAGUUACAAAGUAUGAACUGAACAUUUGUAAAGAAGAAAUAAUUUUUGACGUGGAGGAAAUUGGUCUAUUGCUUUCUAUUGUUCCAUAUGUUCUAGAAACAUUAGAAAUAUCGCAAGAGAAUUAUAUCAGAGAGUUCCAUUACAUUCUUGAGAAAACCCUAAACUUCUUCAACAUUUUCAUAUCCCUUAUUAAUGAACACAACGUUAACAUAAUCGAUAUCGACAAAAAGGAGAUUAACUUAUUUUUAAAAGUAAAGGAUUCUUUCGAUUUUAUAAGAUCAAACGAAGAAAAUCUAUUCUCUUUACAUGAUGAAAUUGUGUUAAAAAAUAAAUACGGACAAAUAUUAAUAAAGGAUUUAUUUCUUUUAUUUAAAAAAAUAUUUUUUAUAGAAAUAGAUGAGAAUUUAAUAUACUUUAAUUAUAUAGAUAUUAUUCCUAUAUAUAUAAAAACAAAAAAUGGAUUGUUAAAAUCAAGAUAUUAUAAUAUGGAAAAUUAUUUUUAUGCCUUAAUAGAGAAUAAAUAUAAACAGAAUUUACAAAUUAAUGAAGGCAUUAUUUUAAUAAAAAUAUUAAAACAAUAUAAAAUACAUUCAGAUACAAAACUAGCUUAUUAUUUCGAUUCAGAUAUUAUAUAUAAAACUAUAUUACAUCAAAUAUAUAAACAAACAUCUCAUAUAUCUAAUAUAAAUUUUGAUUUCUUAUAUUCUCAAAAUAUAGAUAGUACAAACAAUUUAUUAACAGAAAAUGAUGUAUCCCUAAGUCUUAUCAUUUUAAUUAAUUCAGAUGUAGAUACAGAUCAAUUGACGGAACAAUUUUAUAGAUUCUCCUUUCCAAAAGAUAUCAUUAGAGGUAAUGAAGACAUAAAUAAACAAAGAAUAAAAAUUAUGGGUUCCUGUGUAUAUACUAAAGAAUCACAACCACCCAUUUUUAAUGGAUUCUUUUCUCUAGGACUUAGUACAUAUAAUCUAUUUAAAAUUGUAGAAUUAUUAAAGCCAAAUAAAAAGCUCUUAUAUUUAUCUAUAGAAAAGGCAGAUGAUAAUAAUCAAAUUAGAGCUCAAGCAAUUGCCGAGAGGAUAGUGAUGAAUUCCAAGGAAUUGUUCGAGACGGUUUUGUUAUUUGAGCGAGAUGAUAUAAUUAAAUAUGACAAAUUUGAUUACAUUGACAAAUGCGAUGUGUGCCUUGUGGGAUACAAAGGACUCUAUACAUUAUAUUUUUGUAUAUUCAUACCAGUACUUGUUAGUUUACUUAUUUGUUAUUUUUUAUAUAAGCGCAAAAUAAAAAAUAAACAGAAUAUGGUCGAUAUGAAAAAUAAAAAUUUUAUUAACGAUCUUAAGUCAAUUGAACCGAGUAUAAUUCCCCUAAAGUAA